GACACAUUCCUUCCUUCUCGCUCUAUCCUCUGCCGCCGUGGCUCGACAUCUCAGUGAAUAUGCAAGCACAAAUCACUCGUCAAGAACAAGCCAUUACUUCUGCUCAAAGCACUGCUGUGGUCCAAACGCUUCUGAAAGCGGGAUUGGGCUGUAUAACCUUCAUGAGAGAGCUCCUACCUCAAGACAACUUCGUCGAAAGUCAUUUCACGACCGCUGAAGAUGGAAGGUCAUAUUCAUCGAGUAACUUUACGACUCCGGACGGAAACAAGAGGAACGUCAACGGAUUCAAGAUAAUGAAUGUGUCUCGCGGCUAUACUGACGAAGCAGAUAGACUACUUAACUAUCUGGAGUAUGGCAUUUUCGACGCGCUACAAAAGCAGUACUUGCGCAGCUUUAUUUUCGCCAUCUAUCUGGAUAACAACAAUCCGAACAACAUAGUUGAGGCAUACACUUUCAAUUUCCAAUAUCAUACUAUUGCUGGAACGAAUACUACUGUCCCUAUCAUGAGCCUCGGGGACGACCUCACUAAGAUGUCGUUGCAGGAUAGAACCUUGAUAGCGUCAGCGAAGAAGGGGAAGCCUCCGACAUUGAAAGAUGUGAAGAGGAGUGUAAAGACACUAUUGAAAAUGCUUAUCUCUUCGAUGGUUCAGAUGGAUGUCCUCCCAAAACGACGUUAUGCAUCUUUCAAAGUUUUUUAUACUGACGACACGCCGCCAGAGUACGAACCUCCGCAUUUUAAGCCAGGCGAUUACGAGAAGGAUAAGUGGCACUUUAUGACACACGAUUUCGACGAGGCACCUGAUAAAUGGAGUAUUGGUAGAGUUGAAACUGGAUAUCAUUCCGUCGUAGUCAACGUUAGUUCUGUUGCUACCUAUUUGCCCUCGUCCACCGAGCACGAAAAUGCGCCCUUUGCUGGUAUCACCAGCAUUAGGCCUACCGCUGUAAUCAACUGCACGCCUGCUGAAGAGGCUGCUCAUCGUGCAGAACAAACAGAGAAGCAGCUAGAGGAUGCCGAGAGGCGAAACGUCGUUUGGACCGCGGAAGAUGUGGAUCUCGACGGGGAUGGUGACACUGACCCGGAGGAUGUCAGGGCCUCUCGUCCAGACGCACCGAUCGGUAUACGGAAUGCCGACGGCAGCAUUCAACCCAUUCCAGAGGGUGUUGACCUGAACAAAAUGGAUGUGGACGAAGCUCAGGUUUUUGGGGCAACUCAGACUGUUCCUACUCGGUUGCAGCAGAUUUUGAACGAAAAAAGAUCGGAACUUUUGGUCAUCCCUGAGACUCAAAGCGUGGAAAGCACGCAAGGAGUUAGCAAAAACCUUCCGCCAUCUGAUAUACCGGAUGAUGACGAUAGUAUCUUGGACACCCCAACUCCCGUGGUGAGGGGCAGACGCAAUUUACAUCGACUAGUCAAAUCUCCACCGAGCUCUCUCUCUUCGUUAGAGGAGGUGCCCGAGACUCAGAUAACCACCGAUCUUGGAAAGAUGGUCGACACCGAAAUGCUCGACAUGGAGACACAAUCCUUCGGCUUCGCGGCAACUCAAACGGUGGAUACCAUAGAAUCUUUCGGGCGCGACAAUGAACUGGAUGCGAGUCCCAAAAAGCCCAUCACGUGGAAAGAAGAUAACGAUGUAAUCGAGUGUGAAUGUGGUAUAUCGGAAGAGGAUGAAAUCGUAUUCUGCGAGAGUGGAUGCAAGCGUUGGUAUCACAUAUGGUGUAUGGGCUAUCACUCGACCAAGGAUUCUAGGUUGCCGCAAUCGUUCAUUUGCUUUGACUGUUGCGUUCAUGCCGACCCGUCCUGGGAGCUCAUUAAAGUUGACCUCUAUCCGACCAUGACCUCGAAAUUUAAGGAGCUAGCGACAUUCCGACGUGCCAUCAAAGUUGCGGAGAAGAAGAACCCGAGCACGAUUGCAGAAUUCGCGAAGCAUAUGGGUUGCAAUAAUACCGAGGCACGGCAGCUUUUCAAACGGUUAGAGACCGAAGGGUUCAUAUUCGAGCAGUCGACGAUGGUGAAUGACAUUGGACUCGUCGAGACGCGGACUCGUGUUCCGAAAAACAAAGGGAAAGCAAAACAAGGACAGCGUCGGACCGUACUGAAAGCGAAAUAUGCAUUCAAUCGUCAGUCAGUGAAAACUCAGGCGUAUAAGGACUACUUCAACCCUGAUCGAGAAGUGGAAAGUAGGCUCCUCGGUGUUUCUAAAAUGAAAAUCGCCAUCAAAUCACGGAACAUCCAGAUUCCAAAGCGUGCACCAGCUCAACUUCUCCCGCAAGAUGACUCGCAAACGCAGACUCAAGAUGAAACGCAACUUUUUAUUACACCUAUGCCUAAUAAGCGCUCUCCGGACAACGAUGACAAUUUACGACCCAAUAAAAAACCCAAGAUCUCUUUGGCUCCGCCUGUUGACCUCGCAGAAUAAUCUGAUCUCGAAUCCCUCUUUGCUGCUCUGCUGACCCUACCCUUUCCUUGUCACCUCCCGAUGCUUCCGAAUGCUCUCUCUUUCAG
Messenger RNA from Marasmius oreades (fairy-ring Marasmius), 2503 nucleotides. RefSeq lists its product as uncharacterized. Lineage: Eukaryota; Fungi; Basidiomycota; Agaricomycetes; Agaricales; Marasmiaceae. The coding region runs from base 60 to 2417 and encodes 785 amino acids. Gene Ontology annotation, biological process: meiotic recombination checkpoint signaling; synaptonemal complex assembly. The record is from RefSeq and is a predicted model, not a curated record. Gene Ontology annotation, cellular component: nucleus. The transcript is spliced from 19 exons.